Molecule: messenger RNA, 1724 nt
Organism: Morus notabilis
Lineage: Eukaryota; Viridiplantae; Streptophyta; Magnoliopsida; Rosales; Moraceae
Exons: 2
Coding region: 81-1430 (449 amino acids)
Biological process (GO): protein ubiquitination
Cellular component (GO): cytoplasm
Molecular function (GO): ubiquitin protein ligase activity
Source: RefSeq, a predicted model, not a curated record
AACAAGGGCGUUUUCGUCGUUUCAACCUGCCAUCCCCUUAUUACAAACCCGAAUUCGCAAUCUCCAAGCAAAAUCAACAAAUGGCGGAAGUAACCUUCCUUUGCCUCCACGACCUCGAAGACGACCCUCACCAAACCCUUGCCCUCGACCACUCCGUUCCCUACUGGUCCCACUCCGACUUCGACCUCUACGCCUCCGAUCUGGAGUUCCCGCCGUCGGAUCUCAAUCUCCACUCGCAGAUCUCCGCCGUCCACGGCGACGCCGACGAUGACGACGUUGAUGGUCUCUUCUCCCACCACGAGUCCUCAGACGCUCACGCCCGGUCCCUUGGCUCGCCCGCGGCCACCGACAUCGUGGAGGACCGCGAGAACCAGGUGAAUUUCGUCAUGGAUCUGUUCCAGCAGCGCGUCGAGCAGUCCCAGGUCAUGGGAGGUCGGAGUGAUUUGGUCUCGGAGGCGCUCGGGGACUCGAGUUUCGGCGUGAUCGAGGGGAAUUGCGAUGGCGUCGACCUCGAUUUAGGGUUCGGGUUGGAUUUUGGGAUCGAGAGGCAUUGCGUGGAUGUAGAUGGGGAAGAUGAUUUCUUCAUCGCGAGGAGGGUUUGCGGUUCCGAAUCCGGCGAAGCUUCGACCUUGACGAAUUGUAUUAGGCUUGUAGGGUUUGGUUCCGAUUCCGAUGAGGAAGAUAAUGGGAUUAUUGGUAUUGAUUUGAAUUCUGAGGAUGUUUAUGGUUUGGACAAUUCAAACGAGCACGACAACGAUAAUGAUGAUGAUAUAAGCAUUCCUCUUUGCUGGGAUUCGCUUCAAUUGGAGGAUCAUAGAGAGACAAUUGAGGAUUUUGGGUGGGAAGAAGUGGACGGUCGUAUUGAGGAGAGAGAGAUUCUGAGCACGUUGUCGUCCAUGGAAGCCGAAAACGAGGGUUCUGUUUCUGUCUCUGUCUCUCGUUUGUUUUCCCGUGAAGAGGAGGAUGAAGAAGUUAGUGUUGACAGAGAAGGAGGUUUCGGGAAUUUGGACUGGGAAGUUCUGUUGAACAAUAAUAAUUUGGAUGCAAACCCGGAAGCUGAGCCUUAUCUUGGUGAGCAUGAUUACAUUUACCCCGCGGAGUAUGACAUGUUGUUUGGGCAGUUUACGGAGAAUGAGGUCGACUUGAUGGGCCGCCCUCCGGCGUCAAAAACCGUCGUCGAGAAUCUACCUUCGGUGGUUUUGACCCAGGAGGAUGUGGAGAACAACAAUGCACUUUGUGCUGUUUGUAAAGAUGAGAUGGGUGUUGGAGAGAAAGCAAAGCAGCUUCCUUGUUCGCAUCGUUAUCAUGGGGACUGCAUCAUGCCGUGGCUGGGGAUUCGGAAUACUUGCCCCGUUUGCCGUCAUGAGUUGCCCACUGAUGAUGCUGAUUACGAGCGUAGGAGAACACACAGGGCCGUCCGUGGCCGCUGAUUCGGCUCGAAGUUACGCCGGCAUUGCUAAUGGUUCGAUGAGAUGGUCCCGUUCCUAAUGGAGAUAGCGUUGUUAUGUUGUGAAGUUCAAUAAUCGCCUUGACCACUUUCGCAGAGAUAAUACGCAGGCCGGCCUUUACGAUGGUAAGGUUUUCAGGGGGCAUGGAUGUAGGGGCAGAGCCCUCAAACCAAAAUUUAAUUAAGGGUACUUUUAGGGAUUCCACUCUUGUAAUUUUAGCUGCCCUAAUUUUUAUUACAUAAAGGGGCCAAUUUCAGGGUUAAUUUGAGAGGUUAG